AUGAAUCCUGUAGAAAUUAACCAAAAUGAUCAACAUUCUAUUGAUCACAGUAAUGAAUCAAUUAUGCAAAAUUCAUCCGUUAGACAACCUAUUCAAAGUACAAUUUUUGCCGAUGAUGAACGAAAAUAUUUGGAAGCAGGCUGUUUAGAUUAUGGAGAAUUUAAUACGAAUCAAUCAGAUGAUCAAGCUAAUGACAAACCAAUACGAUCUGCAUUACUCGAUGAACCAUUAUUGUUGAUUGAUCUCGAUAAUUCACCAAAAUCUCAAUCUGGAAAGUAUUGUUAUAAUGAUCAUAAAUUUCAUAUUGAAAUCAACGAUGAAGAGAAGCAGAAUGAAUUCGGUUUGAAAAUGUUGCUUAAAAAAUCAAUAGAAUUUAAAGUUAACAAUAAAUUAUUCACAAUUGACGUGAAUAAUUUAACUUCAGGUCAAAAUCUCGGUGUAGGAAAAUAUGGCUUUGUCCAAAAAGUGAACAUUGAACAGAAUGGUGGCAUUGAUAUUGCAGUUAAACGAAUACAAUUAAGAACAGAACCUGAAUAUGCCGCUGUAAUACAUACGGAAUUGAAAAUGGCAAAAGAAAUACUGAAUUCAAAUCGUUAUCCAUAUCUUCUAGAUUAUUAUGGCCUAAUAAUUGAUACAGACAAUAGCGAAUUAUGCAUCUGUAUGCAAUUAAUGGAUUCGACAAUGAAAUCAUUUUAUGAAACAAUGCAUUUAUACAAUGAAAUCAUGCCUAAUAAUCUGGACCUUUUUAUUAGCCGUUUAAUUCAUAAUGUUAUCACUGCACUUGAAUUCUUAGCAAAGAAAAAUUAUUUUCAUCGUGAUAUUAAACCAGAAAAUAUUCUUAUUAAUAAUCAUGGCGUUUUUAAAUUAAGUGAUUAUGGAAUUUGUUGUAGCAAAGAUGAUAUUAAUUCAAACAAAUAUCGUCUAAUGGGAACAAUUCAUUAUUUAUCACCUGAAAUUCUUGAAACGCCACCACAUAUUUGUUCAGUUCAAAGUGAAUUAUGGGCUUUAGGAAUCACUUUAAUUGAAAUUGUUAAUGGUCAACAUCCAUAUAUUAGUUCAAAUUCGUUGGAUCAAUGUAUAAAAAUCAACAAUUACAAUCCAACAAUUUCUAAUAAGAUUAUUUCGAAAGAAAUCGAAGAUUUCAUUUUAAGUUUAUUGAAACGAAAUGUUCAAGAUCGUCCAAUUUCUUAUGAUGAAAUUCUUAAUAUGCUGUUUAUCAAGAGAAUUCCAAACGAACCAACAAUCAAUGAAUUAAACUUUAUUAAAUCAGUAAUCGAAAUCAUUCAAGAAUUAGCCAUUGAAGUUAAAGAAUGA
Rotaria sordida is the source of this 1314-nucleotide messenger RNA. The record is from the annotation of a GenBank genome assembly. NCBI's taxonomy places the organism in Eukaryota, Metazoa, Rotifera, Eurotatoria, Philodinida, Philodinidae.